UGUCCCUUGGCGUUUGACCGUGUACAUACUCGCAGAAUCGCAGUGAACCAUGAAGUUGACGUGCGUGUUAGUGUUGGCCUGUCUCAGUGCCGCUUUGGCACAGGAUACCAUCGAUACCGGUGUGCGUGUCGCCAUGAAGAUCUACGACGAUUGCAAGAAGUCCGAGGGAUUUUCGCCGUGCCUCAAGAAGAAGGCCAUCACGUUCGUCGACAGAUUGAGCAGGAUGGAGAAGCUCACCCUCACCGACGGCGUCACUUUGAUCAAGAGCGCCGACGCCAAGCCGGAGCCGGUUUUGAGCGAGGAGCAACUAGAGGCUAGUCUGCCCCGUGCUUUGGAAGCCAAGGACGACGCCCUCACCAACAUCGUCAUGGAUAAAGUGUCCAACUUCUUCAGCUCCCGAUCCUUGGACAUCGCCGUGCCCAGGCUCAUCGAGGACGAGGAGGAGGACGACUACGAAUACGGUCGCGACGGCAAAAUCAAGAUCCCCAAGAUCAAAGGAGGCAAAGGCGGCAAGAAGGGCAAGAAGGGCAUGAUGGGGGGCAUGAUGAUGAUGAUCGUCGGUAAAAUGGUGGCCCUGAUCCCCGUGGCAAUCGCCGGACUGUUCCUGUUGGCCGGCAAGGCUUUGAUCACGGCCAAAAUAGCUCUGCUGCUGUCCGGAAUAAUCGCCCUCAAGAAACUGGUGGCCGCCAAGCAAGGAGGAGGCGGCGGAGGACACGGCGGCCACGAGGUGGUGCACGACGUGCACCUGGGUGGUGGACACGGCGGAUGGCAGUCCGGCGGUGGACACGGAGGAUGGCAAUCCGGAGGCGGCGGCGGCGGCGGACACGGCGGUUGGCAAUCCAGCGGCGGUGGAUGGGACAAGAGGUCUCUCGUCGAGGGACAGAACUUGGCCUACAACGCCUACAAGCCGUGAUGUGCUUCGUUUUAGCAGGAUUAGAGCUUUUUAAUUGUACAUAGGAACCAAAGUUUUGCCUUUUGGUUGUUUACCUCCGUUUUUAUAAUUUAUUUAUUUAAUUUAUGUUACGUAAAUUAUUUAACUUAUUGACUUUUGAUCAGUUUUUUUUUUAAUAAAAAGAAUUGUUUUUAUA
This is a messenger RNA of Aethina tumida (small hive beetle), 1088 nucleotides long. RefSeq lists its product as uncharacterized. The coding region runs from base 50 to 913 and encodes 287 amino acids. Lineage: Eukaryota; Metazoa; Arthropoda; Insecta; Coleoptera; Nitidulidae. The transcript has 2 exons. The record is from RefSeq and is a predicted model, not a curated record.